AUUACAUGGAUGAAGCGUAAAAACAGACGGUUAUUGACUGUUGGCACAAGUACCCACUCAGUCGACAAACGAUUUGUCGUGAUGCAUUCGAGUACUGAUUGGUUACUUCAGAUACGAGCAGUCACUGUUCAAGACGAGGGUAUAUACGAGUGUCAGGUUACGUCGCAUCCGGUGCAACGGAAUUUCGUGCUCUUGAAGAUCACAGAAGCGUACUCGAUCAUACCAGGAGCGCCUGAUUUACAUGUGAAGCAAGGUUCGAGCCUUCAGCUGGAGUGUCAACUAAAGGCAGCCGCGGAAUCGCCCCUUUACGUCUUCUGGUAUCGCCAGGGGCACAUGAUCAAUUACGACGAGGAGCCAGGCGUGAAAGUUGAGCUGACCAAGAACGGAUCGAUUUUAAUGGUCAACAAAACGAAACCGUCGCACGGCGGUAAUUACACGUGCUCGCCGAGCAACGCUAAAUCGGCUUACGUAAUGGUUCACGUGAUCGAAGAGGAAGAGAAACCGGCGGCAAUGCACGGAGGGGACCGAAGGAACCUUAGCCCAGCAAUUUUAGCGAGCAACUUUCUGGUGUCCCUCAUGGCGGCCGUCAGCUGGAGGAUACCGAGUUUCACCAGCCUUUACCCGACAUGA
Messenger RNA from Heterotrigona itama, 630 nucleotides. NCBI's taxonomy places the organism in Eukaryota, Metazoa, Arthropoda, Insecta, Hymenoptera, Apidae. The record is from the annotation of a GenBank genome assembly.